GCCAAUGGAGUGCUGGUUGAAUUGAACGCGUCUGAUGAAAGUCCCAGGCGUGACAAAUGCGUUUCCAGACUUGUGAGAAGCUGCGAGACCCGACGGGAUUCCUACCGGACUGAGCAACCAACAGUGGUCGGCCACGUGGACAGCAAACUAAUACUGUCUCUCAGCGGCUAUAAAAGCCAGGCGGUAUGUUGGUCUCGGGCCGUCUCUCCGCUGCAACAAGCUGCCUUGUUGACUCCGGCACAUUUAAAGCGGUGGUCUUCUUGGCGCCUGGUCUUUCUCUUGCCGCUGCCCAAUCAAGACCCCAUAUUGAACCUAGCUGAUCCUGUCUACGCUGUCGCCAUGAGUCUUGCACAGGAGAACGCAAAGUACUUUGAUGCGCAGGCAUCGACCUACAAUGAGAAGGACUGGCAUAAGAUCCUCUCCGAGCAACUUCAUACCGCCAUUCGCAAAAACGUGGGAUGGAUCGGCCUCGAUUGGGCUACCGACGACGACCGCUCCUCAAGCCGGAAAGAAGUCCGCUUGAUGGAUUACGCCUGCGGGACUGGAAUGGUAACCAAGGCGCUGAAACCUCACAUCACUGCCGCGACUGGCGUUGACGUUUCCUCUGGAAUGUUGGACGUCUACAAGCAAAUUUUCCAGACGGUUCCCAACGAUACUUCCACUGCGAAGACCGACAUCAAAGUGACCGCCCAGCAAGGCGACCUCUUGGCACAGCCAGCCGACCCUGCACUUGCAUCAGCGGAGUUUUAUGGCUUUGAUAUCGUAGCUUGCAGCCUUGCAUUUCACCAUUUUGCGGACGUGGACUUGGCCGCGCAGAGGAUGGCGGAACGUCUGAAGCCUGGCGGUGUGUUGCUCAUCAUUGAUCUCUUGCAUCAUGACGGGGGCUACGGCCACGGACAUGGGCACGAUCACGGCCACGGGGACGGCCAUGGGCACGGACACGGAGAUGGUCAUGGGCACGGCCACGGGCACGGACAUGCGCACGGUCAUGAACAUGGGCAAGGACACGGUCACAACCACGAGCAUGGCCAGCACAUACAUGGCGAGCAUCAUACCCCUGCUUCCAAGCAAACUCCUCACAGCCAUCUUGACGUUGAUCACAUCGAUCAGGUCCCGGAGGAGGUGCGCAAGGCCAUCAAGGUCUUGAGUUUUGGCGAGGAGACGGUCAAAGCGGCUUUCGACGGCGCGGGGCUGGUAGAUUUUCAAUUCAUGCCGUUGCCGGAAAAAGCCAAAUUUGAACAAGGGGCCAUGAAAGCGGAAAGGACGAUUUUUUUCGCCAGGGCGAAGAAGCCAUUGAAUCUUACUCACUAGGGACAACGUCGCAAGAUUCCGAUCCUCCCCGCCUUUUUUCUGAGUGGAGCCGGAUUGGCAAUGGACUUGCUUAUGUCGUGUACGUAGGAAAUCCUCAUUCGUAUGUAGUUCUCCCUACAUGUCCUGUAGCAUUGUCCGGUCUAGACUUUCGGGCAUGUCUGCCAAUGUUUGUCAUAUAGCGAAUACAUUCUUGUUUCAUCAA
Fimicolochytrium jonesii is the source of this 1513-nucleotide messenger RNA. RefSeq names its product S-adenosyl-L-methionine-dependent methyltransferase. The coding region runs from base 340 to 1311 and encodes 323 amino acids. The transcript is spliced from 3 exons. NCBI's taxonomy places the organism in Eukaryota, Fungi, Chytridiomycota, Chytridiomycetes, Spizellomycetales, Powellomycetaceae. The record is from RefSeq and is a predicted model, not a curated record.